Molecule: messenger RNA, 834 nt
Organism: Cryptosporidium muris RN66
Lineage: Eukaryota; Apicomplexa; Conoidasida; Eucoccidiorida; Cryptosporidiidae
Exons: 1
Coding region: 1-834 (277 amino acids)
Source: RefSeq, a predicted model, not a curated record
AUGCAAACAAAGCUAAAUAUGAAUAUCUCAGUCCUCCCUAUAUUAUUUUUGCUUUUAUUUAUCCUCAAGAUGCCAAUACCAUGUGAAGCUGGCUUUAUACAUGAUGUUGGUAGAUUUUUCUCGACUUAUCUAAAGGCAUUUUAUCCCUCUAUAGUAACUCCGAAAAAGCUAUAUAGCCCAGACUUUGAAUUACAAAAACAACUAAUUUCACAGUCCGAGGAUUUGAUGGAAGAGCUCGUUAAUCUAAAUGGAAAUUUAACAAGUGUGGAGCAAGACUGGCUAAAUAUUCAGAAUUAUGCAGAGCUGAGACGUCACCCAAAAAAUAUAUUUGCUGAAAAUACACUUGGGGUUAUCGAUAGCUUAUCUGAUGUCAUAGCUAAAAUGUCCUUAUCGUCAGCAUUCAGGAAUAUGGAAGCCCCGGUAGUGUUCUUAGAGCCUCCCGCAGUAGCAAUCAAACAAGAAUCAGUAACAUCUUCAUCACCUUGUAAUACAUGUGUUGGUAAACUCAAUCUUACGAAGCCUGAAAUGAAGGCAUUCAAAUCAGAACUCAAACGAAUCAGAAGAAUUGAUACAAAAACAUUAAAGGGAGCAAAUAAAGAAUUAUUGGAGACUGAGUCACUAGCUAAAGAAACUUUGCAGCAUAGAGCUAAGAUUAUCAAUGACAUUCAACAUUUAUCUGCACAAAUCCUAAAAAGCGGAAUUGAAGAUACUGCAGAUAGCAUAGAAAUGAAAUUUUUACAGUCAGACCUUGCAAUGGCAGAGCAAAGACAUGCAGCCCUUGUUGCUAAGCAAAAAGCUUUGGUUCGUCUUAUUAAUGACUUGUCAAAAAAAUAA